UUUUAAAGCUGUGAAGGUUUCGAAAAUAGAACCUUAAGUAUAAAAACUACCUCAAAACUUAAAAGGACAAUAGAGAGAGAGAAGAAAAGCAUACUUUUACAUUAAGAGAAACCCAUAUAACAUUGCUAUAAAUUGUGCUUUGUGUAACUAUCUACCUUUCUUCUCCUUUGCUUUUCCGAUUAACUACACAACUACUCUCUUAGUUUUCCUUGAACCAAAGGUAAUAAUUAUAUAUUAAUAAACCAAACCCAUUGUUCUCUUCUUUCAAAAUUCUCAUACAUUGAAAACAAAUAAACAAGAAUGUUCUCUCUCUCUCUCGAUCGAGACAUUUCUACUUGUUCCCUUUUGCCGCCAAAAAUGUUGUCAUUAUCGUUUCUAGUUCCAUAAAGCUCAACCCUUUCCUUUUUAUGUGUUUCGCUUGUUCAGGUUUAUAUUUAUAAAAAUAAGAAAAUAUGGAGAACCAACAGUUGAGAAAACAAUGGCGUUGGCUACUUUGGUCGUCAGCCAUGGCGGGUUUAGUACUGUUCUUCUUCUUCUUCUUCUUUAUCAAUGGUUGCUCUGAGAUUAAGAGUACUUAUGUUGUCAGAAGAGCAUUAAGGAGUAUAGGAUAUUCACUCGAUGUCCAGCUACAAGCCAGUAGGGCUCGACAGGUUGUUAUAUUAGACAAUGGCCUUGUUCGACUCACAUUUUCGAAACCAGGGGGUGAUGUAAUUGGAAUACAAUACAAUGGAAUAGACAACUUGCUUGAAACAGAGAAUGAAGAAAAGAACAGAGGGUACUGGGACAUUGUCUGGGACUCGAAGCCAGGAGACAAGACUAUCAAUAUUGACACAUUACAAGGAGCAAAAUUUGAGGUUAUAAAGGCAGAUAAGGAUGGAGCAGAAAUUUCAUUCCGCAGAACAUGGAAUGUUUCCACAAGUGGCAAAACAGUUCCAUUAAAUAUAGACAAAAGGUACAUAAUGUUGCGUAACUAUCCAGGGUUUUACACAUAUACGGUACUUGAACGUUUAGAAGGAUGGCCUGCAUCUGAAAUUGGCCAAGUUCGGAUCGUUUACAAGCUUCGAGACGACAAGUUUCGCUACAUGGCUAUUUCGGACAAUAGGAAAAGAGUAAUGCCAACAAUGAAGGAUCGGCUUAAUGGCCAACCUCUUGCUUAUCCAGAAGCUGUUCUCCUCACAAAACCAGCUGACCCUCAGCUCCGAGGAGAGGUGGACGACAAGUACCAAUAUUCGUCUGAAAGCAAGGACAACAGGGUCCAUGGUUGGAUUAGUACUGAUGAGUCUCCUGUUGGGUUCUGGAUUAUCACGCCCAGUAUCGAGUUCAGAGCUGCUGGGCCUGUCAAACAAGAGCUCACUUGUCAUGCUGGCCCAAUUGCCCUCUCUAUGUUUACAAGUGCUCACUAUGCUGGAAAGGAUAUAGCAAUGACAUUUGAAGAAGGGGAGCCAUGGAAAAAGGUUUAUGGGCCAGUUUCUAUUUAUCUUAACUCAAUUUCCACCGAUGAAGAUCCUCUUUCACUUUGGGAUAAUGCUAAACAAAAGAUGCAAGAAGAAGUUAGAGCAUGGCCAUACAAUUUCCCUCAAUCCAAAGAUUACCUUGUCUCUAAUCAAAGAGGCAGUGUUGGAGGCAGAUUAUUAGUUCGUGAUAGAUACCUUUCUCGAUUUCCUUUCUUUGCUCGCUAUGCUCAUGUGGGAUUGGCUGCACCUGGUGAGGUUGGAUCAUGGCAGAAGGAAAGUAAGGGGUAUCAAUUUUGGACUAAAACAGACAGACGGGGUUUUUUCUCUAUAAGAAAUGUUCGACCUGGCAACUACAGUCUAUAUGCAUGGGUUCCUGGUGUUGUUGGAGAUUAUAUGUAUAACAUACUUGUUACAGUUGAACCAGAAUCACAUAUUCCCUUGGGAAAUUUAGUCUAUGAACCCCCAAGAAAUGGUCCAACACUAUGGGAAAUUGGUACCCCAGAUCGUAGUGCUGCUGAAUUUUACGUACCUGACCCUUAUCCAACUCUCAUGAACCAAUUAUAUAGCAAUCACCCGGACAAGUUUAGGCAAUAUGGCUUGUGGGAUCGUUAUGCGGAUUUAUAUCCUAAUAAUGAUUUAGUUUACACUGUUGGUGAGAGUGAUUAUAAAUCGGAUUGGUUUUUUGCCCAAGUCGUCAGAAAUGUGGGAAACGAAACUUAUGAAGGCACCACAUGGCAGAUUGUAUUUCAACUUGAAAACGUAAUAAGGCCAGCGAAUUACACGCUCCAAUUAGCAUUGGCUUCAACUAGCAACAUGGAGUUGCAGGUUCGAUUCAACGACCUGAAAUCAGAGGCUAUCUUCACAACCGGCCUAAUAGGCAGAGACAAUGCCAUUGCAAGGCAUGGAAUCCAUGGAUUGUACUGGUUUUACAGCAUAAAUGUACCAAGCACUCUACUCCUCCACGGCAACAAUGUUAUUUAUCUUUCUCAAACAAGACAUUUGACCGCUUUCGAUGGACUUAUGUACGAUUAUAUUAGAUUCGAAGGACCUCCUAGAACAUGAGAUUAGAUUAAUUAUAAAUUAUUUUUUUCUUUCUCCAUAUUCUUGUGUAUAGGUCGAUUAAUAGAAUCCAUUCUUUACAAUUUUUUUUAUUUGUAAUAAUAAGUUAUUAUGUUUUUAAUAAUUCCUUUCUAAUUGUUUAAUUUAUUUGUUUUUCAAAGUUUAUGUAAGUGAAUAAAGUUUCAAUUGGAUAGAAGAUCAUCAAUA
Cannabis sativa is the source of this 2720-nucleotide messenger RNA. Its product is annotated as rhamnogalacturonate lyase B-like. The transcript has 16 exons. NCBI's taxonomy places the organism in Eukaryota, Viridiplantae, Streptophyta, Magnoliopsida, Rosales, Cannabaceae. Bases 453 to 2516 code for a protein of 687 amino acids. The record is from RefSeq and is a predicted model, not a curated record. Gene Ontology annotation, biological process: carbohydrate metabolic process. Gene Ontology annotation, molecular function: carbohydrate binding; catalytic activity.